Hymenoscyphus albidus is the source of this 468-nucleotide messenger RNA. The record is from the annotation of a GenBank genome assembly. NCBI's taxonomy places the organism in Eukaryota, Fungi, Ascomycota, Leotiomycetes, Helotiales, Helotiaceae.
AUGGAUUUGGAUCGCUCUCUGCGCUGGAAUGGAAGAGAGUUUACCAUGUUCAAUAUUUCCAGAUCAUUGAUCGUCUCACGUCGUUCAUCAGCAAGCUCAAGGGAGGUAAGUUCGUAAGUACUGUACGAACACUUACCUUAGCACGCUUAGCUACCGGUUUCCUGCAGAGCGAUCCGCGGUGAGACGAGAGAGCCGAGCCGAGUUCAGAACCACCCGACUCCCACUGCCACGGCCAUGCCACCAUACUGUACCAUACAGUAGGUAGCUAAUCUAAUCGCUCGUCUAAUCGCUCCUCGCUCUAGUGCGCUCCCAGCCUUGCAGAUUACCCUUCUCGGGGUCAGUGGUCACUGACAUAUAUACAUGCCUUUCUCUGACUUUAGCAUUCAAGUUGACCUCAUCGGGGCGAUUAGUACUGCAGCAGCACCACCUUUGCAGCGGGGUGGUCUGUGUGUGGGCACGGCCGAGUGA